UCACUUACAUUAGCUUCCUUGGUUGUCGCCUUUGUAGGAACGUCACCUUUUUACAUCAUCAUUGUGCGCCGCUAUCACAUCCAAGAUGGCGUCGGUGGACUUAAGAGCAGAUAACCUCUUGGGAAUAUCAUGGGUUGAUAGUGGGUGGGUACCCAUUCUCAACCCCGGUAAUGUCCUGGACUAUUUUUCCGAAAGAAGCAACCCAUUCUACGACCGAACUUGCAACAAUGAAGUUGUGAAAAUGCAGCGGCUCACCCUGGACCACUUAAAUCAGAUGGUGGGAGUUGAGUAUAUCCUACUACACGUACAGGAGCCAAUCUUGUACAUCAUCCGCAAGCAGCAGCGACAGUCGCCAACCCAAGUUAUCCCCUUGGCGGAUUACUACAUCAUAGCUGGUGUGGUCUACCAAGCACCAGACUUAGGAUCAGUCAUCAGCUCCAGAGUGCUAUCAGCUGUACACGGCAUACAGUCAGCAUUUGAUGAAGCCAUGUCUUACUGUCGCUACCACCCAUCAAAGGGCUACUGGUGGAACUUCAAAGACCAGGAGGAGAAAGAGAAAUCCAAACCCAAGUCAAAGAAGAAGGAGGAGCCCAGUUCAUUCUUCCAGAGGCAGCGAGUUGAUGCUUUACUGCUAGACCUUCGGAACAAAUUCCCCCCUACAUACUACCAGCCCAAACCGGGAGAAAAGCCUGUCCCGGUGGAGGUAAAGAAAGAAUCUGAUUUACCUGCUGAAACGGUAAAACAAGAGGAGAGAGAGACGGCCAGCAAGACUCCAGCACCUGCCCCCCCAAGCAAGCCACCCCCUGAGAAACGAGCCAGGUUGCAAUGAUCACACACACACACACACACACACACACACACACACACACACACACACACACACACACACACACACACACACACACACACACACACUGGACUCUGAGAUAAUGAGGAUGGAGUUCCUAAGGACUGAGUUUGGAAAGGGAUUACUGCACCUCAGGAAUGCCUGACAGCAUUUCAGAAUAUAUAUAUAUAUAUAUAUAUAUAUUCAGAAAUAUUUAUAAUGUCAAGGCUUUGUUUGUCUACCUUUUAUAUUAUGACAUUUUUUGUAAAAACACAUGCAGGUAUAUAGUACAGGGAAUAAACUUGGUCAUGGUUUUCUUGGUCUAAUGGCUCUAUACACAAUCAAUUGGACAAUUUAAGGUUCAUGAAAAUUACAUCUUUUUUGUGUCAAGAGUUUCUUCAUUCAACUUUGUAAAUUAAUGAAUGGUUUUGUUUGGUUUUGUUUUGUAUUUUUUGUCGGUGUUUGACAACCUUUUGAUAUAUGUGAAUAAAUAGAUGAAACAGA
Molecule: messenger RNA, 1330 nt
Organism: Alosa alosa (allis shad)
Lineage: Eukaryota; Metazoa; Chordata; Actinopteri; Clupeiformes; Clupeidae
Gene: med6
Product: mediator complex subunit 6
Exons: 8
Coding region: 86-829 (247 amino acids)
Biological process (GO): regulation of transcription by RNA polymerase II
Cellular component (GO): core mediator complex; mediator complex
Molecular function (GO): transcription coactivator activity
Source: RefSeq, a predicted model, not a curated record